AUGGCAGAAUCAGAGCUCGCCCCCAAGUUUGCCCCCUUUAUUGGGAUGGCCGGAAUUGCAGCUGCAAUGGUCUUCGGAUGUAUUGGUGCUGCUUACGGCACAGCCAAGUCUGGCAUCGGCAUUGCUGGUGUCGGUACAUUUCGACCAGACCUUAUCAUGAAGUGCCUUAUCCCCGUCGUCAUGUCCGGUAUUAUUGCCGUUUACUCGCUUGUCAUCUCCGUCCUCAUCGCUGAGGAUCUCGACCCAGGCAAGAACUACAGCCUGUUUUCUGGUUUUCUGCAUCUCGGAUGUGGUAUUGCAGUCGGCAUGACUGGCCUUGCCGCCGGUUACUGCAUCGGAGUUGUCGGCGACACUGGCGUUCGUGCUUAUAUGGAGCAGUCUAGGAUCUUUGUUGGCAUGGUCCUGAUUCUUAUCUUCGGCGAAGUUCUUGGUCUUUAUGGACUCAUCGUUGCUCUUCUCCUGAACAGCAAGAGCAAGGGCUAA
This is a messenger RNA of Fusarium tjaetaba, 483 nucleotides long. Its product is annotated as v-type ATPase subunit C' (VMA-11). Gene Ontology annotation, cellular component: proton-transporting V-type ATPase, V0 domain. The coding region runs from base 1 to 483 and encodes 160 amino acids. The record is from RefSeq and is a predicted model, not a curated record. Gene Ontology annotation, molecular function: proton-transporting ATPase activity, rotational mechanism. Gene Ontology annotation, biological process: proton transmembrane transport. NCBI's taxonomy places the organism in Eukaryota, Fungi, Ascomycota, Sordariomycetes, Hypocreales, Nectriaceae. The transcript has 6 exons.